Molecule: messenger RNA, 1562 nt
Organism: Dioscorea cayenensis subsp. rotundata (Guinea yam)
Lineage: Eukaryota; Viridiplantae; Streptophyta; Magnoliopsida; Dioscoreales; Dioscoreaceae
Product: choline/ethanolaminephosphotransferase 1-like
Exons: 19
Coding region: 112-1281 (389 amino acids)
Biological process (GO): phospholipid biosynthetic process
Cellular component (GO): membrane
Molecular function (GO): phosphotransferase activity, for other substituted phosphate groups
Source: RefSeq, a predicted model, not a curated record
CCUUCGUUGCGGAACCGAAGCUUCUCGGUGAGCUAGGGUUUGGAAGUCUCCACCUCAUCAGCGUGUUCUUUGGCCUCUUCUUCGGGAUAUCCAUUGAUUUUUCUUGAGGAGAUGGUUUAUAUUGGUAGGCAUGGCAUUGCGGCUCUGCACAACUACAAAUAUAGUGGAGUUGACAACUCUAUUGUUGCGAAAUAUGUCUUGCAACCCUUUUGGCGCCGUUGUGUUAAUCUAUUCCCUCUUUGGAUGCCUCCAAAUAUGAUUACACUCAUCGGUUUCAUAUUUCUAGGCAUAUCAGCACUUCUUGGUUAUAUGUAUUCACCUCAGUUAGACAAAGCUCCCCCUCGGUGGGUUCACUUUGCUCAUGGCCUGCUCCUUUUUCUUUACCAGACUUUUGAUGCUGUUGACGGUAAGCAAGCCAGGCGUACAAACUCAUCAAGUCCAUUGGGAGAACUUUUUGACCAUGGUUGUGAUGCUCUUGCUUGUACGUUUGAAGCAUUGGCCUUUGGAAGCACUGCUAUGUGUGGAAGAAUGACAUUCUGGUUUUGGGUUAUAUCAACUGUAACAUUCUACUUUGCAACAUGGGAACACUUUUUCACCAAUACACUUGUUCUUCCUAUAGUAAAUGGGCCCACUGAAGGCCUAAUGUUGAUCUACGGGGGCCAUUUUCUUACAUACUUUUUGGGAGCUGAAUGGUGGGCUCAAGACUUUAGAAAGUCCAUCCCCCUUUUGAGUUGGGUGCCAUUUCUUCCUGAAAUCCCAUUAUAUGAUGUUGUGCUAUUCUUCAUGAUCAUUUUUGGUGUACUUCCUACUAUUUGGUCCAACAUUUGCAACGUCCAUAAAGUUGUCCAGGCAAGAAAAGGAAGCAUGUUGUUGGCUCUAGCAAUGAUCUUUCCUUUUGUUGUGCUCUUGGGUGGAGUGCUUGCCUGGGCACUUUGGUCUCCAUCUGAUAUUAUGCGGAACUAUCCACAUUUACUUAUAGUUGGCACUGGAUUUGCCUUUGGGUUCUUUGUGGGAAGAAUGAUUCUUGCCCACCUAUGUGAUGAACCAAAAGGCUUGAAAACCGGAAUGUGUACGUCUCUAUUGUUUCUUCCUUUUGCCCUUGCAAACACGCUCUCUGCCCGUCUCUUCAAUGGAGUUCCUUUAGUUGACGAACGCAUUAUUCUCCUCCUUUAUUGUGUCUACACAGUGGGGCUUUACAUGCAUCUUGCAACAUCAGUCAUCCAUGAAAUCACUACUGCCCUCGGCAUCCAGUGCUUCAGGAUAACAAGGAAAGAAGCUUAAAUCAGUAAACAGUUACGUCAGGCCCUUUCUGAAUUGCAUACUUGUGAUAUCUAAUGAAGGUCAUGCUAUUGAAGGGUGCUUGCAAAUUCUCUAUGUAAGUAGUAGUUAACUCUAUCUAAUAUCUUUAAGGGUAUUUUGGUAAAUGAGCACAUAGUAUCCAAUGUUUAGAUUUAAUUCCAACCUGUUGUUCACCUGAUUUUAUGCUUUUUCGUUGAUUGUAAAGUGGUUGUGUUGUUUAAUAGUUGUUGUAUUUAUAAGGUAAAUUACCCUUCAAUAUUCAA